AUGACUGCACAGACCUACUGGUGGAUUACUGCGUGGUUCGCCAUCACUAUUCCGAUCAUAUUUUGGGAUGCCGGAUAUCUUUUCUUGAGACCCCGCUCUAUGGAGGGAGGCGAUCUUCACUGGAUAUGGCAGCCAUAUUCCAUUUAUCAAAAUGUACGGCGGGCGCACAUAUACGGCGCCCCGGCAUUAGUAGAAAAAGAUGGCUUCCCGAACGCCCAAUCCUUGCUCAACAUUGUAGAAAAUUUCUUGAAUAUUGCGUACUUGUACCUGGCGUACGUUGCACGAUGGCCUCCGGCUGGCCUGAUUGCUUUCACAUCUGCUUGCUUGACGCUGGCAAAGACGCUCUUGUACUGGGUACAGGAGUAUUAUUGCGGGAUGUGCAAUAUCGGACACAACAGUACCCACGAUUUGACUCUAUACUGGAUCAUUCCCAACGGUGUUUGGCUUGUCGUCCCCACUUUAAUCAUCCUUCGGCUGGGGAAGGACUUGAUCUCAUCACUCAACCUCGCCCACGGGAUCAAGUCCAAGACGAAGAGCAGUUAG
Molecule: messenger RNA, 543 nt
Organism: Desarmillaria tabescens
Lineage: Eukaryota; Fungi; Basidiomycota; Agaricomycetes; Agaricales; Physalacriaceae
Exons: 7
Coding region: 1-543 (180 amino acids)
Source: RefSeq, a predicted model, not a curated record